AUGAAUCCGUCCUCAACGGCAAAGAAUGUUGAACAGGUUCUGGAGAAGUUGUUUUCGAUGCAAAUGCAUGAAAAUUUUGAAAGAUGUAGUCUAUUGGAAAAGAAGAAGCUUGACACUUGUAAUAAUACAACCGUGUCAAGCCUUUUCGUCUCAUCCAUUAAUGAGAGCAAGACGGCAACAAAGUCCGAAUUCGCUCGUCUUGCAAAUGCUAAAAGAUUAUCUGAUUCACUUUCCUUACAACUUCGAUGUGAAGAAGUCAGAUUAAAGGCAGAAAUCGAUUUUCUUAACAGAUGCUUGGAAGACCCUCUGACAGCCAAGAAUGAAUGUUCGGAUAUCAAUGAAGAUAUAGCCAGCCUAAUGGCUGAAUGCAAUCAAAUUAAGGGGAACUGUUUAAAUUUCGUAAAAGAUCUUGCAUGCAGUGAUCAUUUGAAAAGCAGUCGAUUAAGAUUCGAAAGGCGAAAAGCUCGACAGACAGCUUACCUUGACUGUCAGGAUCGGAAGAUUCAGGAAGCCCAACUAACUUGUUCGAAGUUGGAAAUCUUUAGGGACAUCAUGGCUUUGGAAGACAGUGCUCUUCUUGAGAUGGCUCAGUGUCUUGAUAAGAUCUAUACAGCUCUCAAAAAGUAUUUUCAAAUUUCAAUUGAGAUUAAAUCUCGAUUUCAAAAAUCCGAAAAUUCCCUCCAAAAUAAAGAUUUUUCAAACGUUAUCGACUCAGAACUAAGGGAACUUCUGAUCAGUGUCCUAUGUGAUUCAUCUGAUAUUUCUGGCAGUCCGGAAACCAUUUCGAAUGAGACCCUUUUGAAAAGUUUUGAAGAGAAGAUUGGAAUAUUGGAAUCUAAAAAUGCCGCCUCUCUUUCCACAAUGAAGGAAUUUAAACUCGUCGUACAAGAAAUAUCUCUUGUCCUCAAUAAGGCUCUGCAAUGGCUAGAGUGUUCAGACGACAGUGAGGCCCAACAACAGCAGCACGUGAACGCUUCAGAAUCUCCCUGUAUCUAUUGGAAUGCGCUGGGAUCUUUCUCUGGAGUCAUUCCACAUCGUCUUGUUAAACGUCUUCUUCAAGUGCGAAGGGAGCUCGACGAUGCGUCUGCGUCCCUUCGCAAACUUGAACUCACCUUUGAAUUAAAUUCCGAGGUUUUGUAA
This is a messenger RNA of Rodentolepis nana, 1140 nucleotides long. The record is from the annotation of a GenBank genome assembly. NCBI's taxonomy places the organism in Eukaryota, Metazoa, Platyhelminthes, Cestoda, Cyclophyllidea, Hymenolepididae.